AUUGCUAGACUAAAAGUACAGUAAAAUUGAAAAGAAUUUAUAUGAAAGAAAAAAGAAAUUAUAAUAUUCUCUCCGUGUAUAAAAUUGUACUGUUUAACAAAUUGCACGUAAAUUAUUUAUUUCAUAUCAAGCUGCAAUAACACGAGCUACGCUCGUAUUUUCGUUUCAACGAUUUUUUUCGAAAAUAUAAAAUGUUGUCGCGUCUAAAAAGCUGUCAUUUAUUUAUUUUACAUUAACCUGCGCGCGAGACAGUGUGGGCUACGCUUGUAUUUUUGUUUAAUCGAUCACGCACAAGAGCUCCUAUCGUUUCUACAGCAACCGAACUGUAGCCAUGGCUGACUUCUGUGCGAGUGUGUUUAAACGUAUAUUUUCGGUAGGCUAGUAAUUAUUGAGGAUUAGUUGGCAAAAUUUAAAAUAUCAUAUAGCGCCGGGUCCAAGUGACAGCGAUGAGGAUGAUCGACGACGCACCAUGCUGCUGCAAUGACGGAAAACUACGGGAUUGUCGUGACGAGAAACUAUCCGCGCUCGGUCCACGCACCGACGACGUUUAUCGCACCCACAAUCUUCCGUCUAGAUUCAUGUACCCGAGAUUGUUUAAGGGUUAUGGUCAGGAGAGCGGUCCUUCUCCUCACCCCUGCUACUGGAAAACCUCCAUGGAUUACGGCUGGUACACACCGACAAUUCAUACAGUGCCCACGACUUUUUAUCCGCGAAGCACUUCUUUCAGUGCCGAAUAUGGUCGCGCAGGAAUGCCCAGAAAUUGUUCCCUCAACACGGAACUUGACAAGUCAUUGUUCUAAUCUCCACGUCGCACAUUGUAACACGCUUCGGGAUGAUAACGAAUUGAUACAACACGCGAUCGAUCCCAGUACAUCGGAUGACGUCGUCGUUAAGCGUGCGCUUCUGGAUCUCUAUAGAAGUUUUAUUAGUUUAUAUCUGUAGCACAGAUCAUUCUGAAUAAAAAUGGGAAAAUGCAAGUUGAGCUCUUCCUAUUUUUCUUCGCGAUUGAUUAAAUGCCCGAAUUACCCAAACUAUUUCGUGUGUCAUGACAGUGUCAAAACAAGAUUGUAAAAAUAUAUCAAGUAAAGCUUUCUCUCAACUUAA
Odontomachus brunneus is the source of this 1104-nucleotide messenger RNA. Its product is annotated as UPF0691 protein C9orf116. Gene Ontology annotation, cellular component: axonemal microtubule. The transcript is spliced from 2 exons. Gene Ontology annotation, biological process: axoneme assembly. NCBI's taxonomy places the organism in Eukaryota, Metazoa, Arthropoda, Insecta, Hymenoptera, Formicidae. The coding region runs from base 447 to 800 and encodes 117 amino acids. The record is from RefSeq and is a predicted model, not a curated record.